CAUCGGAUGCUCGCGCUCCUCGCGCAGGCGCAGCAGCAGCCGGCUCCCGCUCCCCGCCCCGCUGCCGCUCCCCGCCAUGGAAAAUUCGUGGAUUAUGACUGGGGUGGGACUCGUUAAAAGAAUAAGAAACGCCAGUCACUUGAUCCGUCUUCGACUUGGCGAAUUGGUUGCGGAACCAUACAUCAAGUGCCCCAACUGUGAACGUGGCAUUGACACUAGUAACGUUUCUUUAGUGUGGCCAGAACUUCCUGCUGGUGUCAAAUUUGAUCCGUCAGAUUUAGAACUCCUUCAGCAUUUACAAGGAAAAUACAGCCUGCAGAAUUCGAAUUCCCCUGCACUUAUUGAUGAAUUUAUACCUACUAUAGAAGAGAUGGGGGGAAUUUGCUAUACACAUCCCAAAAAUCUCCCCGGUAUAAAGAUGGAUGGUAGCAGCCUCCAUUUCUUCCAUAAAGUAUCAAACGCAUAUGGCUGUGGUCAUCGCAAGCGUCGCAAGAUUAGUGGCAACGAUGGCAGUGUUUGUGAUGAGCACAUGAGAUGGCAUAAGACUGGAGCAUCCAAACCCAUAUAUGACGAGAAUGGUUUCAAGAAAGGCUGGAAGAAGAUCUUAGUUCUUUAUAAAGGUUCUAAGAGAGGUGGCAGCAAGAUAGAUAGAGACAAUUGGGUGAUGCAUCAGUAUCAUCUUGGUGCAGAUGAAGAUGAAGCGGAUGGUGAACUGGUCGUCUCCAAAGUAUUCUACCAAUUGCUAUCAAAGAAAAUUGACAAGUCUAAAAUGGAUGAUGUUGAACAAGAAUCUGAGCCAUCUGCUGCAAAAAUCGAUCCUAGAACCCCAAAUUCUGAGCCAUCUGCUUCAAAAAUCGAUCCUAGAACGCCCAAAACCGAUCCUCCCCAGCCCCAUCUCCCGAGCAACAGCCCAUGCGACACCGAGCAGUAUACCCCCAUUCAGGUGGAUCAGGAGGAAGACGAAUGUGGCACAUCCGUUCGCCGGGUGAAGGUUGAAGCAGCCGAAUGCUCUGCAUGGUUUGCUGAAUUACCACCAGCUGUUGUAGUUGCGGACCUUCCCGCCUCAGAUAAACCGAGGCAGCUCAGGGAUGCCCCUCCUGUAGGCUCUGAACCUGAAGCAAGAAUACCCGUCAAUGGUUCUAACACGGACCUGUUUGAUGGGUUGCCUGAUCUGGAUCUUACUUUUCCAUGUCUUGUAACACCAUCAGAUAGUGUCAGUUUAGCUGACAUACAGUUCGGCUCACAGGAUAGCUUCGGGGGCUGGCUGGAUAGCUUCAAGUUCUACUGACGCCAAGGCUUGGAGCUAGAAGCAGAGGCACUGCUGGAAAUAAAGUGCCAAUUUUGUUUUAUGACUUUGCUGCGUCUGAAUCCUCAGCUCAUGAGAUGCUUCUUCGUUUCGUUGUGUAACUUUGCAGCGUGCAAGCCUGCAAAUUCAGCAUCUCGUGGGAAAUUUUGUACAGUAGUAGUGGUAGAACCGAGAGAGGUUCCCAGACAAACAUCCCGUCUAAGCAACUGUAUGUCGUAGCCAUGUUGUUGUGUGAUGCGUAGUACAUCUUAUAAGUGUAGUGUUGACGAUGUUUAGUCCACCUCAAAAGAUGAAAAAAAAUGUUGUGUAGUUAAUUCGAGCUA
This is a messenger RNA of Panicum virgatum (switchgrass), 1629 nucleotides long. Its product is annotated as SUPPRESSOR OF GAMMA RESPONSE 1-like. The record is from RefSeq and is a predicted model, not a curated record. The transcript is spliced from 6 exons. Lineage: Eukaryota; Viridiplantae; Streptophyta; Magnoliopsida; Poales; Poaceae. Gene Ontology annotation, cellular component: nucleus. The coding region runs from base 77 to 1288 and encodes 403 amino acids. Gene Ontology annotation, molecular function: transcription cis-regulatory region binding; DNA-binding transcription factor activity. Gene Ontology annotation, biological process: regulation of DNA-templated transcription.